Aspergillus melleus is the source of this 864-nucleotide messenger RNA. RefSeq names its product osmosensor SHO1 (gene sho1). NCBI's taxonomy places the organism in Eukaryota, Fungi, Ascomycota, Eurotiomycetes, Eurotiales, Aspergillaceae. The transcript is spliced from 4 exons. Gene Ontology annotation, molecular function: protein binding. The coding region runs from base 1 to 864 and encodes 287 amino acids. The record is from RefSeq and is a predicted model, not a curated record.
AUGGCCCAGUUCAGGCCCAGCAACAUCCUUGGCGAUCCGUUCGCACUCGCCACCGUCUCGAUCUCGAUCCUCGCAUGGCUCAUCGCAUUCAUCUCGUCCAUUAUCGCUGAUAUCAAUGGCAAAUACCCGACAUAUUCGUGGUGGGCCGUUGCCUAUAUGUUCUGCUGCAUCGUUGGGUUGACGGUCGUCUUCGGCACGGAUACUGGCCUGACGUAUGGCGUUGCGGUUGUCGGGUAUCUGUCGGCUGGUCUCGUGAUUACGACCCUGUCCGUCAAUUCGUUGGUGUACGAAGAUAGCUCUUCGUCUCAAGCCGCAGGUGCUGGCUUUAUCUUGCUUUCGAUGGUCCUGAUUGUUUGGAUCUUUUACUUUGGGUCAACACCCCAAGCGACCCACCGAGGAUUCAUCGAUUCGUUCGCCCUCCACAAGGAACAAGGCACCAGCAGACCCAUGUCUUCCGCCUUCGGUGCUCGCCCCGAGACGACUUCCAGCCAGCCCCCGCAGAUGUAUACGUCCGCCCAACUCAACGGUUUCGAAACCUCGUCACCCGUGUCGGGAUACCCCGGCGGUGCGCCCGGUUCCGAAAACCGCAGUCCCUCGCAAGCUCGCUUCGGCAACCCGUCCACCACCAACCUCCCUCAGAAUGGCAGCGGAGACGUUGCGGGUGAGGUUCCUCAGCCGACAGAAUACCCAUACCGAGCCAAGGCAAUCUACUCGUACGACGCCAACCCGGAGGAUGCCAACGAGAUCAGCUUCACGAAGCACGAGAUUCUGGAGGUGUCAGACGUGAGUGGGCGAUGGUGGCAGGCCAGAAAAUCCACGGGAGACACGGGCAUCGCCCCAUCAAACUACUUGAUUCUCCUGUGA